CAAUAAGUAGUUCCAAAUCUGUGGUCAAGGAAUGUCAUGUAUCGAAUACGUCAUAAGUCAUCUGUCUGAAUCAUUUUCGUGGUGGAGGAUGAUCGCGGUGGUCUCUUUAGAUUUGUGCUAAUUCAUUCCAAAAAACUAGUGCAGUGAGUGAAAUAGUGUCAGUGCUUUUUUAACAAAGGGAAUCUGUGACCACAAUCAUGUUUAGCUGGCUGAAAAAAGAAGGUGAAAAAACCGAAAGUAUAGAAAAUGUCGUGGAAGGUUUGAAAAGGAUUUAUAAAACUAAACUUUUACCACUGGAGUUACACUAUCAGUUCCAUGACUUUCAUUCGCCACAACUCGAGGAACCAGAUUUCGAUGCAAAGCCUAUGAUAUUGCUCGUCGGCCAAUAUUCCACCGGUAAAACUACAUUUAUCAAAUACCUCCUCGAGCGAGACUUUCCGGGCAUUCGUAUCGGACCGGAGCCGACAACAGAUAGGUUUAUAGCGGUAAUGUACGAUGAAAAAGAGGGCGUAAUCCCUGGUAAUGCGCUUGUUGUCGACCCGAAGAAACAAUUCAGGCCUCUCAGUAAAUUUGGCAAUGCUUUUCUAAAUAGAUUCCAAUGUUCCACUGUCAGUUCUCCAGUGCUUAAAGGUAUAUCUAUUGUUGACACACCCGGCAUUCUGUCUGGCGAAAAGCAGCGUGUAGACAGAGGGUAUGACUUCACUGGAGUGUUGGAAUGGUUUGCAGAGCGAGUAGACCGUAUUAUUCUAUUGUUUGAUGCCCACAAGCUUGACAUAUCUGAUGAGUUUAGACGUAGUAUUGAAGCUUUGAGAGGCCAUGAUGACAAAAUACGUAUUGUCCUCAACAAGGCUGACAUGAUCGACCACCAGCAACUUAUGCGUGUGUAUGGAGCUCUCAUGUGGUCGCUAGGUAAAGUACUUCAAACACCUGAGGUUGCCCGGGUAUACAUUGGGUCAUUCUGGGACCAACCGCUCCGAUAUGAUGUUAACAGAAAGCUGUUCGAGGAUGAAGAACAAGAUCUCUUUCGAGAUAUGCAGUCUUUACCGAGGAAUGCAGCAUUGCGAAAAUUGAAUGAUCUUAUUAAAAGAGCACGCUUAGCUAAAGUGCAUGCAUAUAUUGUCAGCGAAUUGAGAAAAGAGAUGCCAUCAAUGUUUGGAAAAGAUGGCAAAAAGAAGGAUUUAAUAAAGAACCUUGGUCAGGUAUAUGAUCGUAUUCAAAGAGAACACAAAAUCUCUCCCGGUGACUUCCCAGAUAUCAAGAAGAUGCAGGAGACGUUAGCUAACCAUGAUUUCUCUAAAUUCCACCCUCUAAAGCCAAAACUUCUGGAGGUAGUUGAUCAUAUGUUGGCCACAGAAAUUGCACGUCUCAUGGAUAUGAUCCCUCAAGAAGAUGUAAAUGUUGUCUCAGAGCCACUUAUCAAAGAUUUGAUCCGUAAGAAAGCUUCCGCCCAUAGUCCGUUGAACAAUAGCAUCCUCAAUGCCCAGAAUACUGCACCAUAUGUCUUGGGUGGAGCUUUCGAAGGAGUCGAAGACCAAGUGUCUCCGUUUGGUUACGGCAGAGGGGAGGGCGUAGACGCGGGCCACGGCGACCCCGACUGGAUUUGCAGCAAAGAGAAACCCCGAUACGACCAAAUGUUCCAAUCUCUCAAUCCUAUCGACGGAAAAGUCACAGGAGCUGCGGCCAAGAAUGAGAUGGUGAAGUCGAAACUGCCGAACAACGUGCUCGGCAAAAUCUGGAAGCUGUCUGACAUCGACAAGGAUGGAUUCUUGGACGACGAGGAGUUCGCGCUCGCCAUGCACCUCAUCCGAGUCAAAACCGACGGCCACGACCUACCCUCAGAAUUGCCCCCCCAUCUCGUGCCUCCGUCUAAACGCAAUUGAUCACGCGUCAUUCCUACUAAAGCAUAAAACCUACAUCUACCGCGUAAGCUACACACAGCAGCUUCAGACUAUCAAAAAACUGACAGAAUUCUCAAGUAUUUCUUUAAAAGUGCUUCGAUGCAAAGUUCUAAAUCUUUUGAAGAAUUUUGAUAUUUUCUAUGCUAGCCUGAAGUCCUGUUUGUUGUGAGAGCGUUAUCGAAUAUGUGCUGUCUUUGUCUGCUAAACGUUGUUAGAUGAAGCAAACAGCGGUCGCUUUUCGAUUGUUUUUGCAAAUAAUAAUUUUGUUUACGUAUGAGAAAGGGCAGUGCGAGGCAUAUUUAUUUAAGUACGAGAGAUUUUUAAUCCGGGAAUGCUUUUUUUUUCAUUUUAAUUAUUUUAUCACGUAAAUGAUUUUUGAUUGUUUAUCUUAAGUACACUUUUUAAGUUCACGAAAAGUACACCUUUGAAAUUUUAUUUUUAUAUUAUAAAAUUGUAAUUCUAUUGCAAAAAAAAAAUUUAUUAUAUUUAUUUCUGUAAUAUAAACUGGUUUAGGAAAUGACAUAGAGAAGUGGGCUGAGAAUUAUCUGCAGCUUUAAAGUAAAUAAAAACAGAAUAGUGUGAAACAGACUUGAAGCCUACUAGAUAGUGAGUAGUAAUUAUACGGCCAAUACUUAAAACUGCUAAGGCCCAAGCACGAACUUUGACAGAUCAGUACCCCUAGCACGAACCAAUAUGGAAACUUGAACAGCAGCGCCAUAACGGACGUAAGGAGAACUAAAAAUCAGUACACAUUUGACAGUGACAUUUCGCACUCGCAAACUAUUCGAAUUCGACAUUGGUUCGUGCUAAGGGCACUGAUAACAUAAUAUUUAAUGUAAUCGUAUAGCUUUCGUCAAAUUUUGUAUCGAAAGAGUAUGUUUGUAGUUCCUUCAGUCCAUUUCCUAUGCCUAUGAUAAUAAUAUAUGUUUCACGAGUAUUUUGGCAUGUUCACUACAUUAGAUUAUAAUAAAUUAUUCUUUUUAAAUGAAUUAGAAAUUAAAAUUUUCAUUUGCUGAUAGAUAUUCAUCAAAGUAGGCACCAGGGUUGCCAAUUAUAUUCACACUUAAUGAUUGCUUGUUCCAGAUAAACAUUAAAUGUAACAUUUGUUUAAUAUUGGUAAUGUUUUUUCAUGCAAACACAAUGCCUACCUGCUAAUUAUUUAAAAAAUCAAAUUUGAUGAAUGUUUAGCGACCAUUUCAGUAAACAUACCCAAUAUUAUCGUUAAGCAAAGACUAACAUUUAUCCAGUUUUUUAUUUAUCUUACUGUCUACAAUAAUGAUCUAGACAGCCACUAUCGUUAUUUGGGUUUCGGUUUUGCUGUGAUUUCUUAACAAUGUCAUUGAUUUAGUUUGCUAUUUGUGUGGCAGAGGGCUAUGCAUACUGGUUACAAUAAAUUUUAUUUUAAACCUCAACAUUUUAAAUUUUUCACUUUCUGAUUAAAAUAUAAGAGAGCACUGCCUAUAAAGUAUGCUUUCUUUUCUAAAAAGUUUCAAGUAUAAGUCGUACUAAACAUAUACCUACUUAAAAAAAACUAAAUUCAAAAUUUCAUAAGUAAAC
Molecule: messenger RNA, 3455 nt
Organism: Chilo suppressalis (striped riceborer)
Lineage: Eukaryota; Metazoa; Arthropoda; Insecta; Lepidoptera; Crambidae
Source: the annotation of a GenBank genome assembly